UAUUUUCAUGAUUUUCGCAGAAAUGCUGUAAACUUUUUACUUGUGAAUCUGGCUAUCUCAGACAUCGUGAUUGCAAUCUUCAUCAUACCCGACUUCAUCCUAAGCCGCACAUUUAGCCAUCCUGACGGAGCGACCGGGUCAGUUCUAUGCCGUCUGCUGACAGGCGGAAACUUCUCGUGGGUUGGAGCUGCUUCAUCGGUUUUUACCUUGAUGGUGAUAUCCAUCGAACGCUAUCAUGCAGUAUUGCAUCCUUAUGGAAAUAGAUGGAAGCUUAGCUAUCACAACCUGAAGGUAAUUAUUCCAAGCUGUUGGAUCUUUGCAGUGAUUAUGAUUCUACCAACGUUUCUUAGUGUUGAUUUUGACAACACCAUACGCGACUGCGAAGAAUAUUGGCCCUCAAAGUGGAUGGGCAUAGCAUACAGCAUAACCUUGUUUUUAAUCUUGGCCGCCCUUCCUUUGGUAUUAAUGACUGGCUUAUAUUCACGAGUGGUGUACGCUUUGUGGUUCAGAAAAAAUGAUCACACUCAACUCUCUCAUCAACAACAAGGUGUCAUGAAAGUACGAAGGCGGGUCACUUUAACAGUGACAAUUGUCAGUGCCAGUUUUGGAAUCUGUUGGAUCACAGACUCGACCAUCUUUUUCCUGCAUCACGUCACUUCACCUUACAGUGAUGUAAGUUUUGCUAUUGGCACUAUAAUGAUCCUUUCCAAUUCUGCUCUCAACCCCUUUGUGUAUGCUCUGACCAACAAAAGAUUCAACCAGAAGAUCAAGGCUAUGUUACACCGUAAUUUCUUCCAAAGGAACAAGGUUCAUCCAGGUGAGGAACAUCUCAGCUGCAACGAACUAACGAAAGAACACAAGACGAUAGCAGCAUUCCUUCAGAUUUCCCAUUAGGUGGGACCGACUUCUAGAAAUUAAGCAAUUGUAGGUUGCGUAAUCAAUCAGCACUACAUAAAACUUAACUUACUGGAAUAACUGUAAGGAGACACUAUGUGUCUGGGGAGCAGCGAAAAAGCGCUAAAUUUCUUAGGUUACGAAACUCUGGAGAAAAAGCGUGAGAGCCAUGUACGCAAUUUAGUCAUGAAAUGCUUAAGCAACCGUUGUCAACAGUUCUUUAUGCACUACUUUAAUUAUAACAAAGAUGUAUUACCUGGAGCAACAAGAAGCAGCGGUAAACCUAGACUUCUGUCUAUAAAGUUAAAAUGUACAAAAAAGGCCCUUUUAUCAUGGCUGUGUAAUUUUUAAUCAGAUUUUAAGAUUUUUAAGAUUUUAAUUGUAAUUUGAUUUUUAGGUCCUUUGGAUAACAUUUUAUAGCUAUUUUUGAAUGUACUUGA
Messenger RNA from Pocillopora damicornis (cauliflower coral), 1334 nucleotides. RefSeq names its product QRFP-like peptide receptor. Gene Ontology annotation, cellular component: membrane. Gene Ontology annotation, molecular function: G protein-coupled receptor activity. The record is from RefSeq and is a predicted model, not a curated record. Gene Ontology annotation, biological process: G protein-coupled receptor signaling pathway. NCBI's taxonomy places the organism in Eukaryota, Metazoa, Cnidaria, Anthozoa, Scleractinia, Pocilloporidae.